UCCAUAUAUUUUGCUCUGCAGCAUUUAGAAGCGUUUUUUGUCAGUUAUUUUUUACAGGUUAUCCUUGACUUACAACCCAAAAUUUUUGUUGCUGAGCAAAACAUUAUAGCCAUUUUAUGACCUUUCUUGCCACAGUUGUUCGUGAGGAUAGUGCAAGUCUUAAGUGUGAAAAAUGAUCAUGUCACUUUUUUCAGUGCCAUUGUAACUUUGAAAGGUCACUAAAUAAACUUGUAAAUCGAGGACUAUCUGUACUACACAUAAAAGAGCCUACAAUGCCUUUAACCCGAAAUCAAUUUUAGCCUGUGUAUCAGUCUCCCGUUAGAAGUGCUAGCAGGUAUUGCAUUCAAUGGAAUUUAGGCUUUGCAACGUUCGCACCAAAUCAGAAAACUGAUUUUUUUUUAUCUAUAUCCCGUCUUUCAUUCUGAGUCUUUAUUUUGCAUCUUCCCAUUGUGAUCCUCUGUAUACAUUUUCUCCCGUUCUUCUAGUCCUGAAUGCGCUUAUUAUUUGCUGUCGACUCAACAAACACGAACACCGGGUAAGAUGGAAGCAGUACUCUACGCCCUAACCUCCCCCCCACCUUUACAAAUAUGGCGGCUUCGGUUCUACAGUAUUAAACUAACAUCCGCCCGGCAGAAAGAUGGUUGAUCUGCCUCCUUCUACGUCGAAGCGUAAUGGUCGUUCGCGCGUAAUCACGUCGCCCUCUUAAGAAGAUCCUGUGAGUCAACAAUGAGGCGGCAGUUCGUGAUUGGUAGAGGCGCGACCACGUGAGGCAACUGGGACUUUGUUGGCGGAAAUAGCUGGGUGAAUAAUAGCUAAAUAGGAGAGUAUUGAAACAAGAUUGUUUAGGACAUAUUUUUGAGGCAUGCAGUUCUUUGGACGACUUGUCCAUACUCUGAACAACGUCACCAACUUGUUCACAAACCCUUACCGAGUAAAGGAGGUAUCUCUGACAGAAUAUGCUUCUCGGAACAUGGUUAAACAAGACGAUAGGAUAAUCCUGUAUGAAAACAGUUCAGCUCGAUCCUGGGACUGUCUGCUUAUUAAUCCUCAGAAUCAAAGUUCUGCCUUACGGCUUUUUCAAGUUGACAGUGAACCAAGUGCACGUGAAUAUUUUGAUCUGUACGCGAAGCAGUUGCGUCCCUUCUAUGAGAGCUAUCGUGAUCCUUUGCCUCUGGAAACUGUGCAACAGCUGACGGACUGUUUGCGAAGCCACCCCGGCUGGUCAAUAGCACACAUAGCUGUAGAGUCUGGACUUCUGGGAAGCUUCCGACACAAUCUCAUUCUAAGCUGCAUAAAUAGCAACAGUUCUGACAAUGAAUGCACCCCACUUCACUUAGCCUGCCAAAAAGGUGAUUUUGAAUGUCUGAAGGAGCUGAUGGAGGAGUGCCAUGCCCGUGUUGACCUGACAGACAAAAAUGGAGAAACUGUCUUUCACUAUGCUGUUCGAGGGAGCAACCCAAAGAUUAUAGAGCUCCUGGGCAAGAAAGCAACUGUUGCUUUGGACCAUCUGAAUGAUGAGGGGACGAGUCCAUUGCACCUGGCCUGCCAGUUGGGCAAAGAAGAUGCAGUCUACUCUCUUCUUAAGGUUCAUGCCAAGUGCAAUAACUUGGGCGCACUGGGUUAUCCCAUCCACACUGCUAUGAAGCAUUCUCAGAAAAGAUGUGCAGAAAUCCUACUUGAUAAAGAAAUCAACCAGAUUCAGUUUCUGGACCCACGAUAUGCUGCUACACCCCUUCAUUGGGCCAGAAAUGCAGAGAUGACUCGGAUGCUUAUUGAGUAUGGCUGUGAAGUGAAUGCCCUCAGUGCAUCAGGGGAAUCGGCCCUUCAUAUCGCUGUGCGGCGUGGGCGUUUUGAUUGCACAAUGGUGUUGUUGACGCAUGGAGCUAUGCCAAACACUAAAGAGAAGAAUGGCAACACACCGCUUCAUCUGGCCAUGCAGCAAGACCACAUAGAAAUGAUCAAGGCCCUUAUUGUGUUUGGAGCAGAUGUGGAUAUCCCCAAUGAUUUAGGGGAGACACCUGGAUUGGUGGCAGCCAGGACAAGCAAAGGUGCCAACCGGAAGGUUCUUUUAGAUCUGCUGAAAAUUAUAGGGAUUGAACGCUUCCUUCCACCUGGCAUAUCUACCUCAUCAACAUCCACUUCCGCCCUCCCAGAAAGAUCAUCAGCCCCACGGAGUUCUGGCUUAGACUACCAAGACAUCAUCCAUGUUUCAGCAGCUCUUGGCAACUUGCUGAAGACACCAGAUGUGGUGGACUCUGCCCCUGAGAAGAGGAGAAACCAGGACCGCCUCCUGAGUCUGGACGGUGGGGGUGUCCGGGGCAUUGUACUCAUCCAGUUUCUCAUCGCUAUAGAGAAAGCUGCAGGGCGUCCCGUCAAAGAGCUCUUUGACUGGGUGGCGGGGACUAGUACAGGGGGAAUUCUGGCCCUGGCUAUUAUACAUGGGAAGCCCAUGGACUACAUGCGCUGUGUGUACUUCCGCAUGAAAGAUGAGGUCUUUCGAGGGUCACGGCCCUAUGAAUCGGAGCCUCUUGAGAAUUUCCUGAAAAAGGAGUUUGGAGAACAUACCAAAAUGACAGAUAUCAAGAGUCCCAAAGUCAUGUUGACAGCAACAUUAUGCGACCGACAGCCUGCUGAACUCCAUUUGUUCAGGAAUUACAAUCCGCCAGAAGGGAGAAACAAACCCCGUUUCAGAAUGAUAGGCUCAUUUCAACCAAUGACCAAGCCGGAAGAUCAACUGGUAUGGCAGGCUGCCCGUUCCAGUGGAGCUGCUCCAACAUAUUUUCGACCUGUAGGGCGGUUUCUGGAUGGAGGGCUGCUAGCCAACAACCCCACUUUGGAUGCCAUAACCGAGAUCAAUGAAUAUAAUAAGUCUUUAAUCCAGAAAGGGCAAGGUGACAAAGUGAAGAAGUUGGGACUUGUCGUCUCUCUUGGAACUGGCAGAGCACCAAAAGUGCCUGUGAGCUCUGUGGAUGUCUUUCGUCCCUCUAACCCUUGGGAACUGGCCAAGACUGUCUAUGGGGCUAAAGAACUAGGCAAGCUGGUGGUGGACUGUUGCACAGAUCCAGAUGGACCAUGUGUUGACCGUGCAGCUGCCUGGUGUGAGAUGAUAGAUGCCCAUUAUUUCAGAUUCAAUCCCUCUUUGGAGACAGACAUCAUGCUGGAUGAAGUGAGCAAUACAAUCCUGGUAAACAUGCUCUGGGAGACUCAGAUCUACAUUUAUCAACACUGGGAUAAAUUUGAGCAGUUGGUAGAACAACUCCUAAACAAAUAGAGCUUUUGUGAGGAUUUUUGGUACAAAUAAUGCCUGCCUUGAGCUGCAGCUUGGAUUAUCAGUGAGAAGUAGCAGUUUCUGCUGGCCAGUGGCUUGCCCCUUAUCUUCGUACCAGAAAAAUCAAGUGAAUUUGAGGAUUGCUUCUAUCAAAACAUCCAUCAGCUGUUCUAGGUCCUGUGACUGCCUCCCUCCCUCCCCACCUCAAUGUGCUGCUAUACCAGUAACCUUAAGGGUUUAAGUCAUUUCACUUUGCUUAUUGAUCAGAGAUUAUUCCUGCGUGGAAUCUACGACUGGUUGUGUGCUGUGAAUUAAUUACUUAUAUCUUUGUAUCUAAGAGGACUUGUACAUGAGGACUUGAACAAUUGAAAUAGCUCUUUUCUCCUUGUUUACAAGUCAUUUCCCGAGUUUCUUCUUAUGUGGAAGGAGAUUUUUUUUUCCACAUGAGAAAACCUACCAUUCCCUUUCAACAUUAUUGGUACUUGGCAAACUCGUUUGCUCAUUCUAGACCAGGGGUCUCCAGCCUUGGCAACUUUAAGCCUGGCGGACUUCAACUGAAGUUGAAGUCCACCAGGCUUAAAGUUGCUAAGGUUGGAGACCCCUGUUCUUGACCAAAGCCCUUCCUAAAUGCUUGCUUCCUUACUUCAGACUCCUUUUCUCUGAGUCCUCUCACCCCUGAAGUAAUCACUUUGCUAUGAGUGGCACAAAAGAGUCCUGGAAGAAUGGAGGAUAGUACUUUCUUUCAGGAGGCAGCCUUGGACAAUAGUUCUUCAAAUAGUGCCCAAACAAAGACAUUUCUGAAUAAGGGUGAAAAAUGUAGGAAUGGGCACACAUCAAAUAAGGAGACCAUUGAUUGACCAAGUCAGUAGACGGGCCCAUGGUUUUAUGUUUGGUUUUUCUGCUUUCUCAUACUAUCUUCCUUACUUCAUUAAUUUUUCUACUCAUGAAUGCUGUCUUUGCUGUUUGGUUUAAACAAAAAAUACGAGGUGUACUGAUGUUUAACAAAAACAUACUAUUUUUCUAAGUUUUAACUGACUUAAUAGGAUGCACUGGAAUUGUUGAAAAACUGAUAAAGUGAAACUAACAGGAAAUACUCCACUCUCCCAUUAUUUUCAUAAGCUAUUUCAAAUUCCGAUGAAAAUUAUGUUGAUGUUAAAAAGUCCCUUUCCCCCCAAAAGUGAGCAUUAAAUAAAGACCACUAUUUUCUGAAA
Molecule: messenger RNA, 4479 nt
Organism: Notechis scutatus (mainland tiger snake)
Lineage: Eukaryota; Metazoa; Chordata; Lepidosauria; Squamata; Elapidae
Gene: PLA2G6
Product: phospholipase A2 group VI
Biological process (GO): cardiolipin acyl-chain remodeling; positive regulation of ceramide biosynthetic process
Cellular component (GO): mitochondrion
Molecular function (GO): protein binding; long-chain fatty acyl-CoA hydrolase activity
Source: RefSeq, a predicted model, not a curated record